UUUGGUCAAACAAUGGAGAAGCAUAGAAUCUGCAAGAUCUGCAACAAGCGCUUUGCUAAUGGGAAAGCCAUGGGAGGUCACAUGAGAUCUCAUCUGGCAAAGCUACCCCUUCCUCCAAAGCAUGAAAACUCAGCCCAAACUGAGUCAGCUCAGACUCUUUCACCAUCUUCAUCCACCUCUCUUAAUUUUCACCAUAGAAACAAUAUGAUGCAGUCUUACAGAUCCAUCAACGGUGCUGAGCUGUCUACCGAGGAGGCUACCUUUCAUGGAGAAAGUGAUUCGGACUCUCACCUCAAAAACACAACUCGCAGAAGAUCCAAACGCCCUCGUAAAAUUGAAACUGAACCAGUGAAGUUUUCUGCUGAAGAAGUUGCUAUGUGGCUUUUAAAGCUCUCUAAAGAUAAGUGGACAAAAGGAAAAGAAAAAGUUAAACAAAAAGUUGAAACUGAUAAAGAAGAAGAUGAUGCUGAGGAAGAGGAGAAGGAGGAUUAUUCAAUAUCCAAGAUUCGCAAGAAAAGUCACUCUCAGACUAAGUUCAGGUGUGAGACUUGUAGGAAAGUUUUUCCAUCUUAUCAAGCUCUUGGCGGACACAGAGCUAGUCACAAGAAAAUUCGGAACAAUGAUGAGGAUGAUCUUGAAGACGAUAAUGACAAUUUUGUGGUUGAUGAGAAAGUUUUUGAAUGCCCAUUCUGUUUCAAAGUGUUUGAUUCUGGUCAAGCAUUGGGUGGGCAUAAGAAGGUGCACUUCUCCAACUUAGGCAAUGGCAAUGCUAAUGCUAGAAGUUCUGCUAGAAACAAGUUGAUAGAUCUUAAUUUACCGGCUCCUGUAGAUGAGCAUGAAGUUAUCUCAAUUGUGUCCAAUGCAGCAUAAGUAAUAGUUUAAAGUUCAUGAAGCAAGUUAGAGGUAUAAUUUCAUGCUUUUUUAUUUCCUUUAGUUUGUACAUACAUAUAUAUAUGUGAUCUGAAACUCUUUAGAUCAUUUUGACAGU
Molecule: messenger RNA, 988 nt
Organism: Quercus lobata
Lineage: Eukaryota; Viridiplantae; Streptophyta; Magnoliopsida; Fagales; Fagaceae
Product: C2H2-like zinc finger protein
Exons: 1
Coding region: 13-870 (285 amino acids)
Biological process (GO): regulation of DNA-templated transcription
Source: RefSeq, a predicted model, not a curated record